Molecule: messenger RNA, 2635 nt
Organism: Xylaria bambusicola
Lineage: Eukaryota; Fungi; Ascomycota; Sordariomycetes; Xylariales; Xylariaceae
Product: HEC/Ndc80p family protein
Exons: 5
Coding region: 243-2447 (734 amino acids)
Biological process (GO): attachment of mitotic spindle microtubules to kinetochore
Cellular component (GO): Ndc80 complex
Source: RefSeq, a predicted model, not a curated record
CUGUAUAGUACCUAGGUAGUCUUGCUGGGGUCUCUACCGUACCUAUACCUCCAUGCACGCUAAUGUGCUGUGGACUGGCCGCUAAUAGGCGGUACAAGUACAUUACGCCGCCCAACCCCGAGUUUACAGGCUGGCUUUGCUUGCAAGACAACUUUAGGUAUUAAUUCACUCCCCAUACCCUCCUCGCAUCAGAACUUGUCUCUAUUGCCCGAAUCCAGCUGAAAGGAAUUACCGUCGACACAAUGUCUCAGGAUACCGGGCUCUGGAGUGUCCGCCGCCCACGAGAGACUCUGGGCGGCAUCAGUCUCAACACCUCUCUUCCACAGCCUCCAUCCGCAAUGAAGAGGUCCAGUUCGACGAGCGGAAAUGGCGGCUUGGCAUACAACGGCGGCCAUACUCGGUCCGUGUCGGGAUCUAGGCACUCCCUCGCCCUCGGCCGCCCAAGCCAGCCCAUGUUCAAGCGCUCCUCCUCCGGUACCAACCUCGCCGACCCAGGCCUGUCUUCUGUCAAGCGCACAUCUUUCUACAAUAAUCCCGGCUCGGCCUUGAAGAGUUUCCAGCCCAGCAACCUGCCCACGCGGCACUCGGAGAAUGAACGCAGGAGUAGCGUAUGGCGUGCGCGAUCGUCUACGAACGGGCCUGCGAGCCAUCAGAGCUUUUUCCAGCAGGCCCCUCAAGCCGCAGGCGUGCCGCGAGACCCUCGGCCUCUCAAGGAUCGAUCAUUCCAGACGCGAAUCGGUCAAGAAUUGCUGGACUACUUGGCGCAAAACAAUUUCGAGAUGGACAUGAAACACACGCUUUCGCAUAACAUCAUUAAAUCCCCGACCCAGAAAGACUUUAAUUAUAUGUUUCAAUGGCUGUACCAUCGCAUUGACCCGAGCUAUCGCUUCCUGAAAAAUAUCGACCAAGAAGUUCCUCCAAUCCUAAAACAACUGCGUUAUCCGUACGAAAAGGGCAUCACCAAGUCUCAUAUUUCUGCUGUUGGUGGCCAGAACUGGAGCACCUUCCUGGGUCUGCUUCACUGGAUGAUGCAGGUAGCACGAAUGCUCGACGGGUAUGCAGCACACCGAUAUGAUGAUGCUUGCAUAGAGAGUGGAGUUGAUGUAACCGGCGAUCGCAUCAUGUUCGACUUUCUGUGCACGACAUACCAAGAUUGGUUAGCUAUGGAUGAAGAUGUAGCAGAUGAAGAUGUGGAGACGGUGUUCAAGCCACAUAUAGAUGCGAUGGCCCAAGCUUUUGAGCAGUCAAGAUCAAAAUAUCUAUCCGAACUAGAAAUGCUUGAGGAGGAAAAUGCUCGCCUAUUAAGAGAAAUCGAAGAUCUCGAGAAGUCGACUCCAGAUCCCAGAGCUUUGGAUGACCAAUAUGAAAUCAUGAAGGAUGAUAGAGCUAAAUUUUUAGAGUUCAACUCCUUAACGGAGACAAAAUCUGAGAAACUGGAGACUCGCAUACAGAUGCUACAAGAAGCGCUAGAUAAGCUACUGCAAGAGUUGGGAGAGGCAGAUGAAGAGCGCCGAGGAUUACAGAAAGCAGUUGACGACCAAGGGAUUAGCAUGCAGGAUAUCGACCGCAUGACCUCGGAACGGGAGAGGCUGCAAAAAGGGAUUGAAGCGGCGACGCAAAGACUCGAUGAAGGCAAGCGGCGUGUCGCAGAGAAAGAAAUGGAAGCAAGCCGCAAGCUCGAUGAGCUCGAGAGGCUUGUGGACAAGUAUAACACUCUCGCUUAUCAGAUCGGUUUAAUUCCAGCAUCGGCCGCAAACGCAAAUGGACAAGACUACGAGCUCGCUGUAACAGUGAACGAAUCUGAUUUUACGGGAUCUAUGGUGAAAGGCUCGUAUUCCACCGGAACGGGAACUGAACGGUUGUUGGCGGACCCAGUAACCGGUUACCAGCCUGCCCAUAUUCUCAACCUGGACUUGCGCGGACAAGUUAAGAGCAGCUUCUUAGCGCUACGAAGGGAGAUAUCAGAGAGGAGAACGGAGGCUAUGGAUGCGAUGAUGAAAGAUCAUGAGCUUCUCGACGGCAUUAAGGAAGCAAUUGAGGACAAGCGCAAUGAGGUAGAGGCCCUCGAACACAGGGUCCGUGCCGCAGAAGAAGAAUACGAGAAGACAAAGGAGGUGACAACGACGCAGAAGCUCGCUUCUGACGCACAGAUUGAGAAGAUGGAAAAGGAGCUUGCAAAGAUGCGCGCUCAGCUUACAGAAUCUGUGCAGUUGUUGGAGCAAAAAGAAAUGAAUACAAAUAUCGAAUAUGAACAAUUAAAACUUCGAGCAAGUGCGCUGCGGGAAGAGCUGCAUACAGAGGUCGAGAGGAUACUGAUCGACGUGAUCCAAUUCAAGUGCCACAUACAGAAAGGCCUCGAGGGUUAUGAUGAGUUUGCUAGGCAAGAGUUUGAAAAGGAACUCUGUGGCGGCGAAAGGGGAGACGAUGUCCCUGAGGAUGAGCUGUGAUGAAGAUGUACUUGAGUUUUGCGGUCUGGGUUUCGUUAUGUUUGCAUCAGGCGUUUUCUGUUGGGUUGCGUUAUAACGAUGCCUCUAAAGUGAGCGCUACAGAGUUGUUUUGACGCGAUGGGCUAUGACACAAUUAGAAACGACUGCUUUAUCAUGAUACCUACCUACCUACUUACUUACUCCUUUUG